AUGGAUUACGAAGGAGACAUCAUCGAUGAGGACAGCAUGACCCCCAGGGUCUUUGAUCGAACGAAAAAAAGCAUGGCCAUGAAGAGCUUCAAUAUGAACAACAACGAGGGGGAGAGUAGCCCAAGUAAAAAACAAACAAACAGAAAAAAGUCCAGAAAUUUUAACGUCGAAGAUGGGGAUAACAGAUCGAUUAACAAAAUGAAGCGAGUCAAAAAGGACAUUGCAAAAACGGGAUACGAUUAUACGAAUGUGCAAAAGAUGGAAGGAAUGUAUAAAAAUGAAAGCACAGAUGGGGGAGGAGAAAAAACAGAUAGCGUUGACAACACAGAAACGAAUGGACGCUUCACAACCAACACGGUGAAAAAGAGUGAAUCCUCCUUUAUGAAUAACGGAUGGCAAACACCCAAAAAAAGCAACGUAGGGAUGUACUAUUCUGGUAUUGAUAAUCCGUCGACUUUGAAAAAGUACAAAACGCCGUGCGAAAUGGAUAUGAUCAAUCCCGAUGAGAGCUUAAUAGGUAAUAAAUGCAUCACCAUUAAUAAUUAUGUGAAUCCUCCUAAAUAUGUAGCCCCUGUUGUGACUCCUAGUAAGUUUCCCCUCUCUGGGGAAAAUAAUCCCCACAUGACAUAUGACGAUUUUCGCUGCCUCUUCAAACACAAAGCGUGCAUCAUAAGUGAGCACGAAUUUAACAGCAAGAAAAAUUGCAACCAAGUUGACAGCUACGAAAAUAAGUACAUAGACUGUUUCACGUCCAACUAUGAAAACAACUCGUGGCCGAAUAAGAAGGAGGUAUCUCCCUCGCUAAGCAGAUCCCACACGAAGAUGCUGCACACCAGUAAGGAAUCCCCCCGCACUAAGAAGAGGAAGGUGGAAAAUGGGGCCAGUCUGAGCACCAAGAAGCUGCUCAACGAGUUGGGCAAGUGUGGCAAGGACAAGCGCGACAAGGAGAACGGGGUUAACAGCGGCACCAGCGCCAACAGCGGGCAUAGCGCGCAGAGCGUGCGGAGCGGCAAAAGUGGACAGAGCGGGCAUAGCGCGCAGAGCGUGCGGAGCGGCAAAAGUGGACAGAGCGGGCAUAGCGCGCAGAGCGUGCGGAGCGGCAAAAGUGGACAGAGCGGGCAUAGCACACAGAGCGGGCGGAGCGGUCAUAGCGGCAAAAGUGGACAGAGUGGACAGAGCGCGCACAGCAGCGGCAGGGGCCAGCAGCGCGAGGGGGGAGAAGACCAAAGCACCCGCACGGAAUGGAUCGACUACGAAGUCAACCCCGUCAUCAUAAAAGGCAGCAACAGAGCCGAAAGAAACGCUGCAUCUAUGGACCAAAUGUCCAAACAGAAACAGAACCCACUGACCCCAAUUUAUGAACCCUAUUCCAAAGAUCUAGACACCCUAUUUGAUAUAAAACUGAUAGAAACGCCAGCCAUCCUGCUAGGCAUAUACCGAGGUUUGAUAGUGGCCGUGUCCAGAAGAAACCAAAUGAAUGUCCCCGCCUUUUAUCAGCUCGUCAAACAUGAAGUGAUACAGCUAAGUAACUGCCCAUCGUUUACCAUAGAAUAUUUGAAGCAACUCGCAUGGAUAGCCCCCAAUUUGAUACAGCUAAAUAAGGUAGUCAUCACGAAGGAAGUUUUUGAUGCGAAUCAACAAGCCUACCCUGAGUUUGUCACAGGAAGGAAGGUAGAAGAUAUACAAAUAAGAGAGCAUACAGAUGCGUGCGAAAAUAUUUAUAAGUACAGCCCAUCGGACAAACUAGAAAUGCUGAAGAGGAUCAUCAUUAAUUGGGUUAAUGUGAAGCACAACGAAUUGUUAAGAGGAAUUAACCCCAAUUUUUAUUGCCCCAAAUAUUCUGAACUUAAAAAAUGGCAUUCAACAUUUAAUUUUAAAGACAUUCUAUUCCCAUCCGUCACGUUAGAGGAGAAUAAAAUUUUGGCCCAACUAGCACAGACUCCCCAAGAGAGCAAUGCAGAUGAUUUUAUUGUUAUCCAGGAUAGCCCCAUAAAAUGCGCUACCAACGAUUUUAGGAAAAAUGGAACCUUUGCGAAGGAUAUGCUAAAGGAGAAAACGAGGACUCCUUUGGGAAGAAACAGAAGAAGAUCAAAUAUCAUCGGGGGGGGAAGUCCAUUCGCUAGUUCAUUCAAUCAUAAUAACAACAUGGGAGAGUCUCCAAGGAAAAAGGAAACAAGUAACAUGAAACACAUAAGGGAAGAAGCAAACAAGAAAAAUAUUAUAAAAGAAAUUAAAGCAAAAUUUGAUAAAGAACACGAAACCGUAUUGAAUGAAAAAAAAAAAAUUGAAGAUGCUACAUGGAUUGCAGAGAUUAUACACGACACAUUUAUAGUCGAAGGAACACAAACAGUAAUAGAAAUAAACACCUUUUCAAAAAAAAUUGCAGACAAGUAUAAAACGAAUAAAGGCUUUCAAAUGGAUGAGGCCAAAAUAGCACAGCUUAUAGAAAUUCUCCCACAGUACGUCUCCGAUAUUAAUUUAAAGCCUAGUAUGAUGGAUAAAAAUAAAAUGACCCUGUCAGUUAAGUGCAAGAAAAAUCUCGGAACCUUCUUGGAGCCACUCACCAACAAAAUGAAUGACCUUUCUAGAAAGUACCAGGAGAUGAAGAAGAAUAAAGAGAAGCGACUCAACGAGUUGUGGAAGCAGCACAACGUAGGCUUUGAGCUCACCGAGAGUAUUAAGAAGUACUUUCUGACCCCCGGCUCGGUGUGCUUCUCGGACAUUUGA
Molecule: messenger RNA, 2727 nt
Organism: Plasmodium vivax (malaria parasite P. vivax)
Lineage: Eukaryota; Apicomplexa; Aconoidasida; Haemosporida; Plasmodiidae
Exons: 1
Coding region: 1-2727 (908 amino acids)
Source: RefSeq, a predicted model, not a curated record